Molecule: messenger RNA, 2887 nt
Organism: Megalops cyprinoides (Indo-Pacific tarpon)
Lineage: Eukaryota; Metazoa; Chordata; Actinopteri; Elopiformes; Megalopidae
Gene: cdh19
Product: cadherin 19, type 2
Exons: 12
Coding region: 342-2720 (792 amino acids)
Biological process (GO): homophilic cell-cell adhesion; calcium-dependent cell-cell adhesion; multicellular organism development
Cellular component (GO): catenin complex; adherens junction; plasma membrane
Molecular function (GO): cadherin binding; calcium ion binding
Source: RefSeq, a predicted model, not a curated record
UUUCUCUCAGGGGGAUUUAUCUUUAACACCCUGCAAUGCUGUAAAUGUCUUAGUUAGACCUAUUGUCCGUGCUUGGUAGGAAAUGGCCCACAAUGUUGUUGUGCAACUGACUGUAAACUGGUGGGGUGCACUUUGGAGUACUGCAGAACUAAAAUGCAAAGAGGGACAGAAGGCUACAGAAAAAGGAUUAUUGCUGUGUGGCACGUCUCCCCUCAGAUGUUAAUACUUACUGGUGUGUUCCUGCGGUACAAAGAAAGGAUGUUAUAAUGGAACAGUGACACCCAUGCUGUUUGCCCAAUAUUGAGUGGAAGUAGGCAACAAGUCCCAGCUAAAAUUGAACAAUGAACCGUUCUGCUUUGUUUCCCAUGCUAAUUGUCUUUUCCAUGAUGAGUUUUUGUGUAACAAACAAAGCACAGGCAGGGAGGCAGAGUCUAAGGCUCCACGAGCUUAACAAGAAGCUGCACAUGUCACUGCAUCGACUCAAACGCGGCUGGAUUUGGAAACAGUUAUUUGCCCCAGAAGAAGAUCCGACUCCACGAACAAUUGGGAAGCUCAAAUCAACCUUUGACAAAGGGGACCUUUCAAUUAAGUACAUAUUGUCUGGGGAAGGUGCGGGGGAGAUGUUCAAGAUAGAUGAAUAUUCAGGUGACAUUCGAACUUUAAAGAAGCUGGACAGAGAGGAGAAGGCCUUCUAUGUUCUUCGAGCCCAGGCCUUAGACAGGAAAUCCAACCAACCGGUGGAACCCGAGUCAGAAUUCAUAAUCAAGGUCCAGGACAUCAACGACAACAUGCCACAGUUCAUAAAUGAACCCUACGUGUCCAGCAUUUCUGAAAUGUGUCCCGUGGGGACCACAGUGGUGCAGGUGACAGCCACAGAUGCUGAUGAUCCACUGUAUGGGAACAAUGCCAAGCUCAUCUACUCCAUACUACAAGGGGAGCCAUACUUCUCUGUGGAGCCCAAGACAGGGAUCAUUGUGACCUCAUGGCCAAACAUGGACAGAGAGGCCCAGGAGAAGUACCUGGUGAUUGUGCAGGUGAAAGACAUGAUGGGUCUUACUGGGGGUUAUUCUGCCACCACUACAGUCACCAUUAGCCUGUCUGAUGUCAACGAUAAUGGACCCACCUUCCAACACAACCGCUUCACCUUCGUUGUGGCAGAGUCUGCCCCCAUUGGUACCACUGUGGGCAGGAUCAUGGCAGAUGAUGCUGAUGUUGGCAUCAAUGCCAGGAUGAACUACAGUCUGAAGGAGGCAGAGGGCAGUGACACGUUCCAGAUUCACACUGAUCCUGUGACACAGGAGGGAGUUAUACUGCUCGCCAAGCCUCUGGACUACGAAAGCAUGAGACGGUUUGUCAUAGAUGCAGAAGCAUUCAAUGAUAAUGUGGACACUCGCUUCCUAAGUUACAGCGAGUUCCGUGACCAGACAACGCUACACAUACGCGUGGAAGAUGUGGACGAGCCCCCAGUCUUCACCACUCAAAAGUAUGAGUGGAAAAUCCAUGAAAACUUGCCAGCGGGUACGACAGUCGGCGCUGUCAGUGCCAGGGACUCGGAUGCAGCAAAAAAUCCCGUUAGGUAUCACAUUGAUAAGGGCACUGAUAUGAAAAAAAUGUUUAAAAUAGACCCAGACAAUGGAACAAUUACUGUUGCUAAAUCCCUGGACCGAGAGGCUGCAUCUUUGUAUAAUUUUACUGUUACAGCAAAAGAGACAAAACAAAAUUAUUUAUUUUCUUCUGCAAUGGUUUUCAUCAAAGUUUUGGAUGUAAAUGACAAUGCUCCCCAGUUCUCCCAAGAGUAUCAGCCAUACAUCUGUGAAGGGGUGCAGUCAGGUGAGCUCGUCCAGGUGAUCAGUGCUGUGGACCAGGAUGACCCUCCAGAGGGGCACCAUUUCUACUUUUCCAUGGUUCCAGAAAAGCACAUCAACCCUAACUUCACCCUUAGAGACAACCAAGAUAACACUGCAAGUGUCCUGACCCGCAGAAGCUCCUUCACUCGGCAAGACCGUACCCAUUACCUUUUGCCCAUUCUGACCGCUGACAGUGGCACCCCAGCGCUCACCAGCACUACCACCCUCACCAUCAGUGUGUGCAGCUGCCACCCUGCCGGGCACUGUCCCACCGGUGGAGUGGAGGCCUUUGCCCUUUCCAUGAGCCUCAGCAUCCAGACGCUCAUUGGUAUUCUGGUCUGCCUGCUCACACUCACAGUCCUGUCAAUACUAAUGCUGGCAGUGAGGAAGCACAGGAAGCAGGAGCAGCAGGGGGAGCAGGGGCAAGGGGAGAAGACGGAGCAGUGGGAGGAGGUUUCAGAAAAGGUCCUGCGCUACUCAGAGAUGGGCGUCUGCGGCAGUGACUCAGGAGCCUGCCGUCCAGUCCCUCUCAGGCCCCACCCAGGACGCAGGGAGCGCAGGCUUAGGAGAGAGGAGGUCGCAGCCAGCAUUCGAAUGUCCCUACGUCAGUCCUAUCUCAUAGGUCCCGAGGAUGAGGUCUUUCGUCAGUUCAUCCUGGAUCGGCUUUCCGAUGCCGACGGCGACCCCUACGCUCCCCCCUUUGACUGCCUACGGACUUAUGCCUUUGAGGGGACGGGGUCUGCCACUGGAUCCCUCAGCUCUCUGGGCUCCUUUAUCUCGGAACCUAACUUUGAGCGACCCUGUGAUGUGGGGCAGAGGUUCAUGCGGCUGACACUUUGGAACGGGGCCAAAGAGGAGCAGACAACUUUCUGAGCUCCACUCUCAUCUGUAGUUGGACCGAACAAGAUGGACUAUGAUGGUCAGGAAAGUUUUCCCUCUCUUCCCUAGCUCGUAAUGUUGGGACUGUCAAAUAGAUUCAUUUAAAGUGAUGUCUUUCCUAUUUUUAUCAUGCAGUGCCUGAAAAUCAUUUUAACAAUAUG